AUGGAGAACUCAUAGUAGGAGGACCUGGCAGUUUUUACUGGCAAGGACAGGUUAUCACCAGCAGCAUUGCAGAAAUUAUCACAGAUUAUUCAUUCAAGAAUAUUCUAAGCAAACUCUUACAGGAAAAGCAAACUGGAGUGGCCCCAUCUAUAUAUGAUGAUAACUAUUUGGGUUACUCAGUGGCUGCUGGUGAAUUUACUGGAGAUCUGCAUGAAGAGCUGGUAGCUGGAGUUCCAAGAGGUGCACAGAACUUCGGCUAUGUUACAAUCAUAAAUUCCACAGAUCUGACCUUUAUUCAGAAUUUCACAGGCGAGCAGAUGGCAUCUUACUUUGGAUAUACAGUUGCAGUCUCAGACAUUAACAAUGAUGGUAUGGAUGACAUCCUGGUUGGUGCUCCUCUCUUUAUGGAACGUGAAUUUGAGAGCAACCCCAAGGAGGUUGGGCAGGUCUAUCUGUACCUGCAAGAGGCUGCCUUGUACUUCAAAGAAGCACAGACACUGUCUGGCACUGAGGUUUUUGGUCGAUUUGGCAAUUCCAUUGCACCUCUGGGAGAUCUCAAUCAGGAUGGAUAUAAAGAUAUUGCCAUAGGUGCUCCAUUUGCAGGAGAAGACAGAAGGGGGAGAGUAUUCAUCUACAACGGAGCCAGAAACGGGUUAAAUCCGAACCCUUCCCAGAUUCUCAGUGGCCUAUGGGCCUCCCAAUCUAUGCCUGCAGGAUUUGGAUUUACACUGAGAGGAGACUCAGACAUAGACAAGAAUGAUUACCCAG
Python bivittatus (Burmese python) is the source of this 768-nucleotide messenger RNA. NCBI's taxonomy places the organism in Eukaryota, Metazoa, Chordata, Lepidosauria, Squamata, Pythonidae. The record is from RefSeq and is a predicted model, not a curated record.